Molecule: messenger RNA, 1479 nt
Organism: Sclerotinia sclerotiorum 1980 UF-70
Lineage: Eukaryota; Fungi; Ascomycota; Leotiomycetes; Helotiales; Sclerotiniaceae
Exons: 4
Coding region: 1-1479 (492 amino acids)
Biological process (GO): endoplasmic reticulum to Golgi vesicle-mediated transport; Golgi localization; retrograde vesicle-mediated transport, Golgi to endoplasmic reticulum
Cellular component (GO): cytosol; COPI vesicle coat
Source: RefSeq, a predicted model, not a curated record
AUGCAAAGGUCUAGAAUUGAAGCUCUUCUAGCAUCCUUUCCAAAGUUGGCAGACUCUGGAACUCAGCAUACGACCGUGGAGCAAGAUAAUGUGCGAUUUGUGUAUCAGCCGCUGGACGAAUUAUACAUGGUCCUCAUCACGAACAAGCAGUCCAACAUCCUACAAGAUAUCGAUUCCUUACACUUAUUCGCGCAGGUGGUCACUAGCACAUGCAAGACCUUGGACGAAAGAGAAAUUCUGAAGAAUGCGUAUGAAUUGCUCAGUGCGUUUGAUGAGCUUGUCACACUUGGGUAUCGGGAAAACCUUACAAUCAGUCAAAUCAAGACAUUCUUGGAGAUGGAGAGUCACGAAGAAAGGAUACAAGAAAUCAUUUCGAGAAAUAAAGAGCUCGAAGCUACUGAAGAGCGCAAGCGCAAAGCAAAACAACUGGAAAUGCAGCGCAAGGAGGUUUCAAGGAGUGGUAGAAAUGCUAUACCAAGUCGGCCACAGUAUCCGACAUAUACACCACCUGCUCAAUCUGCCAACACUGAAACUUAUGAUUCAUACGAAGCUGCUAAGAACAAAUCUUUCAAAGCUAGCGCACCGAAAGGCAAAGGAAUGCAGUUGGGAAAGAAGUCAAAGACUACAGAUAUGUUUGAGAGAGUACGUGGCGACAUGGGUGCCGAAGUCGAGGAAACUGUCUCGUCGCCACUUAUUCCAAAUCAUCCUACACCAGCUACCGCUGAACAACCACCCCAUACUCCUUCUGCAUUAGACCGUGAUGCCAUUCACGUUACUAUCUCAGAGUCAAUCAACGCUAAAUUAUCUCGGGAUGGUUCUUUGAACUCCUUGGAGGUCAAGGGCGAUUUAAAUUUGCGGAUCUCGGACCCUACACUCACCAAGAUCAAACUAGAUCUUGUUGCCAACCAGAGUCAUGGAGUACAAUUCCGCACACAUCCAAAUGUGGAUAAGGGGGUGUUCAGUGGAUCUAAAGCUAUUCAGAUGAGCAAUGUUUCAAAGGGGUUCCCCGUCAAUAACUCUGUUGGUGUAUUGCGAUGGAGAGCUCAGCCAAAAACAGAUGACACCAGUGCCUUGCCAAUUCAAUUCACCGUAUGGGUUGUCGGGGGGCAAGGCGAUCCUCUCAACAUUACCGUUGAAUACGAACUCACUGGAGAAGAUUCUCUUCAAGAUGUCGCCGUUACAAUUCCAUACGCCUCAAGCGAGCCGGCAGUUUCUAGCUUCGACGCAACCUAUGAAGUCUCCGGGGAUAGCCUUGAGUGGACGAUCGGGCCCGUCGACUCUUCUAAUGGAGCCGGCUCUUUCGAAUUCGAAGUCCAAGACGGAGAUGAGAAUGAUUUCUUCCCUAUGCAAAUCAGGUUCGCUAAAACAAAACCUUUUAUCGAUGUUGAUGUCACCAAUGUCACAUUACUAGAGUUGAACGAGGCCGUGGAUUUCUCAAAAGAUAUCAAAUCAAUCGCUGACUCUUAUUUGGUAGAGUAA